Molecule: messenger RNA, 2284 nt
Organism: Blepharisma stoltei
Lineage: Eukaryota; Ciliophora; Heterotrichea; Heterotrichida; Blepharismidae
Source: the annotation of a GenBank genome assembly
AUGAUUGUAGGAAAUAGAAAAGAUUUAAUUCACUCUUUAUCUCUUUCAAACAUUUCAAAUAUCUCUCCUAAUACUGUUAGACUGACUCCAGUGCUAAAUCACCCUAAUUCUGAAUCAACAACUCGAGAUGUGACAAUUAGCCGAGGACGCACAAUUAAAGCUGACUUACAAGGGAUUUCAUCAACUGAACGAAUUUCACAUAGAAACUCCAAAAGUCUGAAUAUAAAAGUGUCUCCUGAUAUAGCUGCAGAAGUUGUUAAAAAAUAUAUUUUACCGAUGUUUGAAGCUGACACUCGAAAUCUCAAAGAUACAAAAAGAUCUCAAGCUUUUGGGAUUCCAAAAACUGAAAGAUCAAGAAACAACUCAUUAUCUGCUAUAGAUGGGACUGUUUAUUCAGAAUUAAAACUCAGUGAUAAAUUAAACCAAGAAAUCAAGCUUUUGAGAGAAGAAGUUGAGAAGCAAGUUCAAUGUGUAAAAAAAGUUGAACAAGAAAAAGAAAUAAUAAAGAAUGAAUUUGAUAAAGUGAAGGAUACACUAUUUAGAGUUGAGGCAAAUUAUUUUGCAUUGAAUUUUGAGCAUAUUGAGUUGAAUAAAGAACUUCAAGGAGCCCAGCAGCACUAUAAUAUGCUUGAAGAGCAAAUCCAGCAGUAUCAAAAACAUAAUAGCGAACUUGAUACUAAAGUUAGCGCGCUAGGAAUUCAGCUGCAUGAUGAAAUGGCAAAGAAUGACAAAUUAAAGAAUAUUGCAUUGCAGCUUCAUCAUGGAAAUUCUUUGCUUGUAAUGCAGAGCGAAAUUAUGGGGGAAAGACUAAAAGGACUUUUUGAGUCUUUUGAUCUUCUUACUAAGGCUUGAAGUGCGGAAGCUAAAUUUCCCUCCCACUUUAAAUUGGACAAACAUCGAUAAGAUUUCUAUUUUUUGGUUACUUUUUAACCCCCUUUUUAAUUGAAACAUUUUGCUUUCAUAAGAAAAUUUUAUAGAUGAAAAUACUAAUAUAAAAUUAGUUUAACCUAAUUUAAUUGGAAAAAUCAAUUAGAAUAUUAAUGCUUUGCAUUAUCUUCUUAUCUGAUCUGGCAGGUGAAAAAUUUCUCCAAACAUGGAGAAAAUUUUGACAUGUACAAUCUUAUAUGAAAUACAUAACAUUUUAAAAUUCAAAAUAUUGAUACUUUUAAUUUUUAUAAUAGAAAAAAAAUUUAAUUUAAUUUUUUUAAAAAGAUUAAUCCCUCUUUAAAUUGGAGCAUGAUUUUUGUCCCAAUUUAAAUGGGAAGGGACUAAGCUAACUGAUGAAUAUGAGAUUUUAAGCCAAUGAGGCAAAGUAUUGUCAAAUGAUUUUAUUAAUUUAUAUAGUGAAUUGAAAAAUGUGUCGUCAAGUAGGGAUGAAUUAUUUAAAGACUCUGUUGAGCUCAUUGAGCUAAAAAGCGAGCUUCAAGGUCAGCGUGACAAAAUUUAUAAAGCAUUCAAAGACAGAGUUGCUAAUCUUGAGAGUGAGCUCACAAAAGCUCAGCAAGAAUUAGUGACAACAAAGCAAGAAUGCUCUACUCUUGAAAAAAAAUUCAAUGAUAUAUCAAAUGAAUACAAUCGACUACGGCAAAGACUAAAGCAAGUCAAAUUUCAAUCAGAAAUUGAAGAAAAGUUUUGCAAAAACUGCCAAAAGCCUUAUAUCGAGUCUGAAAACUAUAAUUGGUCUUGCAAAACUCAUAAAAGUAAAUUUAAUGGAGAUGUGUAUUGGUGCUGCGGAAAAACAGGUAAAGAUGCCCCAGGAUGUGUUUCUUCUAAGCAUACAUCAAAAGAUGACGAUGAAAUUGAAGUCACUAAUGAGAAUUUGAAAAACGCCAACAGAUGAUGCACGGUAAAUUAUAUAUAGAAUUGCAAGCUGCUUGGCCAUUCAACUCAAGAGUGCCCUAAAGACCCUAAUGCUCGAACAAAAUAUGAGCCUAAAGACGAACUCGAAAGGAUUUUAGAGGUUGCAAAAAACCGAAGAAAAUCUCAUUUAUUUGAAAAUGAUAUUCAAGAAAGAAUGCUGAACUUGUUCCAAGAAAACAAUAUGAAAGUAGAAGAAACAGAGUAUGAGCCUACAGAAGAAUGGUCGGAAGACACUGAAGACAAAGGAAAGUCGUUUAAAGAUUUGUUAAGGAUUAAAAAAGAAGUUCCUUUUGAUCCUUAUAUAAAUAGAGUUGCGCUUGAAAGCAGUGCCCUCAAUGAAGAAGCAAAGAGCUCUUAUCUAAUGACCAAGACAAACCAAUCGUUUAAAUCCAAAGAAACCAAAAUAUUUAGAAUCAAUUCAUAG